CUGAUCACAUGUAACCCAUUUGAAACUACACGCUACCAACUUCUCGUUUCCAUUAUCAUUUUUUAUAAAUCCAAUUCUUGUGUUAUUUCUGAUUGUUAUCGAUUGCUUACCUAACUAGAAAUACGUACACUAAAUGUACUUACUGAACCAUUGGGUCACUUGCAGGCUAAACUGAAACUUACUAAAAGCUGGAGUUACACGUGUUGCAGGUUGGAAAUCUCGUGCUUGCACACCUAGUUGCAGUCGUUGAACUACCUCGAUUCCAACGCCGUUUUACUGCUGAUUACCAUCGAUUGAUUGUUGUGAGCCUACUGAAAAACUGGCUCACCUGAUCGUCCUUUUUGAUUUCUACACGCACAUUACUCUGUACUCCGUUCACUACCUAAAUUAAUCUUAAGAUAAACAUAAACCUGUACAUCAUGUCUGCCUCAUGUCGAAUUGUGAUGUAAACGAUGACAGACUUUUGGAAGAAAGUGACAUUACUGUCGACAAGUAUUAUGAUGACCCAGCACCUGUUAUAUACCGUCUGAAUAUCAAAAAACCUUCAAAUUACAGUUUUCUGACGUUCGGAAACUCAUCAUCUCUUUCUAUUUACUCUAGUAGCGGCAACAAUAGGAUUUUCAUUAAGAAGAACGCUCUCCCUUCAGAAGCAUCUCAACGCUCCAAACUUUGCGUCAUUUUAUAAUAUGUACAAAUUACUUGGAAAGUUGAGCAUAUUCGGCUCUUGGUGCAAUGUUUCUUACGUCUUAGAAGGGAACUCACCACUUGGACGUGUAGGUCACUCGGCUCAUGUUUUAUGCUUGGAACAUCAAAACAUUGGCAACCGACCAUUGAUUAUAAUGAUUGGGGGUGCAAAUACUUUGGGAGUAUUUAAUGAAGCCCACAUUCUAGAUAUAAUAUCACUUAAGUGGUACACUGUUGGUUUGGAACAGACAAUUAAUUUUCCAUGUUUGGGAAGGUAUGAACAUAGCAGUGCAAUUCUAAAUAAUCGAGAAUUAUUAAUAUUUGGUGGUGCAACUAAAACUGGUCCUUUAAGUCAACUACUCCGUCUACAAAUCCAUUGUCUAUCAACACCAAAAACCUCAUCUGUCUAUGACGUGGAUGAAAUCACUGCAAGUUUAAAUCAGGAUCAUAGUCAAACAGACAUUCAGCAGUUCAUUUACGAACCUCGUACACAACACUCUUCUGUUUCAUUAACUGAACAUAACCAACUUUUGGUAUUUUCUGGUGGGGAUGUUAGUAGUAAAGCAGUACCAGAUGAUAAAGUGCAUAUGUAUGAUAGUGAAAUAAAUGUAUGGAGUAUUAUACCAGUGGAAGGUUUACCACCAUGUUCACGAUUAGGUCAUUUAAUACUAUACGAAUUGCCUUAUCAAUUAACAAGUUCAAAUUAUGAACGUAUUCCAAAAGGCAAAUUGUAUAUACAUGGUGGCAUGGUUAAUGAAAAACUAUUUGAUGAUAUUUAUGUAUUACAUUUUACUAAUCAAACUGAUGAUAGUUUACGCUUUAAAGGGAUGUGGAGUAAACUAUAUCCGACUGAUAAAUUAUCACCAUUCACUACUGGUCAUGGAAAUGGGGAAAAUGAGUGUGAAUGUUUGAAUUCAGAAGAUAUUGGAUUGACACAAACUACAUCUCCAGGUCCACGCGCUGCUCAUGGUGGAAUAAUUUUGACAAAUAAAAUUUAUGGACAUGAUACCAGUAAAAUAUUAAUAUUUGGCGGAUUGUCAUUAAAUGGAGCUCUGAAUGAUAUGUUUUGUUUCGAUACAAAUACAAGACAAUGGACUGAAAUUAAAUACCAAGAUUCUGUAUCACCGAGUCCACGUUUAGACUUUGCUUAUUGUACAUUUUCAUUAAUCGUUAAGAAGGAUUCAAAGAGUAAUUCUUCAAUGAACAUUAUAUUUAAAGAUAAACAAUAUAACCAUGAUAUUGAUAACGGUGAUAAGGCUAGUGAUGAUAUCAAUGAUAAAGAUGAAUAUUAUCAAGAGUAUUUGUUUAUUCAUGGUGGUAUGGAUACACAUGGUACAGUAUUUGAUGAUGCUUAUAUUAUUCUACUUAGUGAAUAUCAACUUUCUAAUCCAAUGAAUGCUAGAACAAUUUUAGACCAAAGUCCUUCACGAACCAAAUGUUAA
This is a messenger RNA of Schistosoma turkestanicum, 2126 nucleotides long. Lineage: Eukaryota; Metazoa; Platyhelminthes; Trematoda; Strigeidida; Schistosomatidae. The record is from the annotation of a GenBank genome assembly.